AUGGCGUACAGUGUUGUAUCCACUGAAGCAACGGCGGAGCCUCCUCGGCGAGGCGGUCAGCGCCUCCUCAGCACCGUCUGGUGGCUGGCCACACUGGUGUUGAUGAAUGCCUUCUGCGGACACAUGCGUGCUUGCCUCAUGAUCAAGUCUGAGGUGGAAAAGAUCGAGAGCGCCGAAGACCUCAUACGUCGGCCGCAGACGGUGCCCUAUAUGUGGAAGGGAACGUCGUAUGUUGCCACAGUAACAAACUCGACCAAUCCUGCGCUGCGCAAACUCGGCCGCAUUGUCGGUGACCGGGGCACCGCCGUUCCCGUGCAAGUGCUAUACGGGAGGCCUCUACUGGAGAAAGUGGCCCAGGGCCGGGCAGCCAUAAUCAGCGACGCGACUUCGCUCGCCUUCCAGGUGUCUUCCAAGUGCCGGGAUUUCAUCGGCGCCGAGUACUACUUGGCCCGUGAGGGGCUGGUGUCCCAUCCACUCAACAGCUUUGCUCGCAAGGACAUCGAUCCGGAACUAUUCGACAACAUCAAUAAAGUCAUUCGGCGGCUUCUGGAAGCUGGUCUGGUCACCUACUGGUGGGGCCUUGCCAUGGGCGAAAUGGGCCGCUGCGGAGGAAGCUUGUCGUCUUCGGGUCCCGAGCAGCCGUCGACGCUGACUUUCGACGACGUGCUGGGCGUGUUUGUGCUGUGGCUCGCAUGCGUCGCUGCCUCCUGCCUCACAUUUUUAGCCGAGACCAGCGUGCCGGGCGCGAUGCACCGGACAACAUCGAAGGUCAACGUCACCGGAGACAUUUUUGACCUGGAUGACUACCCUCUCCGACAGAUGUCUGUAGUCACCCAUCGCAUCAACACCGGGGAUGCUAGCCCCAUUCAUAGGCGACCUUAUCGCUUCUCCAAAGCGGAGUGGGCCAUCGCACAGAAAGAGGUCGACAAGAUCAUGAACAAGGACAUUAUUGAGCCUUUAAGCAGUCCCUGGACAUCCCCGGUUGUCUUGGUGAAGAGAAACUCUUGGCGAUUCUGA
This is a messenger RNA of Dermacentor silvarum, 1017 nucleotides long. RefSeq names its product glutamate receptor 1-like. NCBI's taxonomy places the organism in Eukaryota, Metazoa, Arthropoda, Arachnida, Ixodida, Ixodidae. The transcript has 5 exons. The coding region runs from base 1 to 1017 and encodes 338 amino acids. Gene Ontology annotation, molecular function: ligand-gated monoatomic ion channel activity. The record is from RefSeq and is a predicted model, not a curated record. Gene Ontology annotation, cellular component: membrane.